Molecule: messenger RNA, 1958 nt
Organism: Suillus subalutaceus
Lineage: Eukaryota; Fungi; Basidiomycota; Agaricomycetes; Boletales; Suillaceae
Exons: 13
Coding region: 64-1854 (596 amino acids)
Source: RefSeq, a predicted model, not a curated record
CUUCUUGCCAGUUACUUAGCAGACAAUUCUCUAGCCUUUGUACUCAAUUCCAUUUUCCUCGUCAUGAUAUUACCUAGAGGCUACAUUCGGAUGUUUAUCUCCUGGUUGAGGCCCAUCAUCAGGACCACCGCAUUUCGGACAUAUACGAGUAUCCUCUCUCUCCUCCUGCGGGUGUUUCGACACUGUCAAGCCAUCAUUGGUGGAAAAGAGAGAGUCUUUCGAGAACCAGGCUUAGCGUUGAGUUCUCAGCCGGCACCCGCCAAUCAAAAGAAAUCAACUUCUGUCACGCUCGCAGUGCCAUUGUUUCAACCUCCAUGUAUGAUUUCUAUGCCCGAGCCCAGCACCACCACAAGUAUCGUUACGCCAUCGCACCCUGUGGCGCCAGGACAAUCCUUUGAUAGUAUCACUCUGACUCCCAGCACACCUGGACAAAUCAAGCGAUACGAUAGGAUUGAACUGUAUGCACAUCAUAUUUUUCGAGCGCUUUGCCUUUCUAAUCAGCCACAGGAGCUUGCUCUGGUGUCUGGAUGGGAACCGCUCACGCACCCAGAAGGCGCUUUGUUUUUCUAUCACUCGCAUAAAAGAGUUUUUACUGAUGCUGAUAUUCGAGCCUCUGGAAUGGUGGACAACAUAGGUAAGGCUGUUGAGAAGGCGUACAAAGAAGUGGAAAACGCAGGCAUCAAAUUACGUUCAUCCGUCGAGUUAGUAUUGGAGCCCAUGGAAGGGGAUCGCGAAGAAUGGGGCUAUUACUUUGCCGAUCACGACAGCCGUGUUAUUUUCUGGUUCGAAGCUCACCAAUCCGGUGGUCUCAUUGGUAACGUCCGAGGCGUAAAGUGCGGUGAUCACAUCAGAUAUGCAUUAGAAUCACAGUACUGGCUACACGUCGAACUAUAUCCAAAUAAACGCUCCCUUCCGAAAGAUGUUGUUGUGAGACUCAGAGAAAUUGUGAUGUAUACCCAGGCAGACAAUAUAACUUCUGACACAUCCUUAGCGCCUUUUUCUUCGGAAGAGGUUGCAAGUAUGCUUAGCCUUAUGGAUCCUCUCAUGAACAGUGCUGACAUUGAGGAUGAGCAUGCACAUGAGCAUUCUGUGUGGAUUGUCGCUCGAUUUAUGGGAGAAUUCUGCAACGUCAAAUUUGUGAAUUUUUGUGGACAACCAGGCGCCCGGCUUAACGCAGACAAGUCACUGUACGGAGAUCCCAACACCCGCUCGAAUAACAUCCUUCGCGUCAUUAAUUUCAUGCUUUUUGGAUCUCCUAAUGCUUAUAACAAGGCUGUUCAAAAGAUAUGGGUCGAUUCAACAAUCGUUCAACCGCGGUGGAUGAAUUUUAUCAACAGACUCAACAGUGAAUGGAAUGGAUACACAAUAUUCUCUACUGUGAUGCUUGCUGUCGAUAUCAGCUUUCUCGCGGUACCAUCCGUCCAGACUCAAGAUGCUGCGAUUCUCGUCUCCUACAUGUCUACUCUCUGUGCUAUGGGAUCGUUAGUGGUCUCACUAGUCUUAGCCGGACAAGUCAAUGACAGCCGGCAAGACUCCGCUAAAAGCGUGGCCUCAUUUAUGGAAAGGAUGUCGACCUUGCCCUCACUGCUCAGUCUGCCGUAUGCUCUUCUGAUUUGGGGAAUGGUAUUCUUUGCUGCCGCGUUGUCCAUCAUGAUUUUUAACACUUCUGGUGUCGUCACCAUCUCGAUUAUAUCUCCCAUUUGGGUCGCUAUUUUUAUUCUAGCGACAUGGCCGGUACUGGCUUCCAAUGAUGUUCACAUCUCUGGCCUGCUCCCCUGGAUCACAGAACAGAUCAAGUCCCAUCCCAUAUCCUCGUGGACCGCUACCAGGUCUCGCGUCGAAUCUAAUGUAUAAUUUGUCGUAAUUUUGCGUAACGUGUACGGUUGUAUCUGAUAGUUUAGUUGUUUUAUUUGAUACGUCAUUCACAUAUCGUUGUUUUACACUUUUCGACUCUGGAA